AUGUCUUCCUCCUCCGGCACACCAGAGUCUUGGAUCUCAUCGUUUUGUUCUUUACUGGGGCAUGAAUACUUUGCAGAGAUAUCGGAGGACUUCAUAGAAGAUGACUUCAAUCUGACGGGACUGCAAACCCAGGUGGCUAUGUAUAAGGAAGCGUUAGAGAUGAUCUUGGAUGUCGAGCCAGAAGAUGACGAUGACGAAGAUGAAGAUGACGAAGAAGAAGAGGGUGACGAAUCUAUUGAAGGCGAGGAUCACAAGGUUCGUAGGGUAGCCACAGAUCGAAGACACCAUCGUAUGGCCUCCGAUUUAUCAAUCAUCGAAUCUUCCGCCGAAAUGCUCUACGGUCUUAUCCACCAACGCUUUAUCUGCUCUCGAGCAGGUAUCCAACAAAUGUCCGAAAAAUACGAACUCGGACACUUUGGCGUAUGCCCCCGAACGUACUGCGAAGGAGUCCGAACAUUACCAGUAGGACUUUCCGAUGUACCGGGUGAGGAUACUGUGAAGCUCUUCUGCCCUUCCUGCUUAGAUGUCUACAUUCCCCCGAAUUCUCGAUUUCAAACUGUUGAUGGCGCUUUCUUCGGACGAACGUUUGGUGCGCUCUUCCUCCUCACAUUCCCCGACUACGAUAUCAGCAAGAAAGGCAUGGAUACGCUAGGGGGGCACGGUGCUCGCAGUAUGGCAACAACAGCUAGUGACGAAGAAAAGGACAAAAUAAACGGCAUGAACGUACAAAAUCUAGGGCCUGGGCUUGGGAAAGGAAAGAUGUACGAGCCGAAGAUAUAUGGAUUCAAGGUCUCAGAGCGAGCGAGGAGCGGGCCGAGAAUGUCAUGGUUGCGUGACCGACCGGUGGACAUCCGAGAAUUGGACGAAGCGGCUUUAUAUGCGAAUCCGGACGAGAGUGAUGAUGAUGCUGGACUGAAUAAUGGAGCUCGUACACAGCCAACUCAAACGCUGGGUGGAGCGGGUGGAGCUCGGAAAAUGCGACGACCAAAUGGAGGGAGCCCUAUGUCGGUCGAAGCUUUGGGGGAAUUGUUCGCCUGA
Lachnellula hyalina is the source of this 1038-nucleotide messenger RNA. RefSeq names its product Casein kinase II subunit beta-1 (gene ckb-1). Lineage: Eukaryota; Fungi; Ascomycota; Leotiomycetes; Helotiales; Lachnaceae. The transcript has 2 exons. The record is from RefSeq and is a predicted model, not a curated record. Gene Ontology annotation, cellular component: cytoplasm; protein kinase CK2 complex. Gene Ontology annotation, molecular function: protein kinase regulator activity. The coding region runs from base 1 to 1038 and encodes 345 amino acids.